CAGGGGGGGAAGGGAGAACCUCACGUCUUCAAGGAAAAGACCUUUAAGAAGAAGCGACAGUGCAGCGUGUGUCGACAGAACGUGGACAACGUUGGGUCCUUCUGCAGAGUAUGCAAGACAGCAACCCACAGAAAGUGUGAGACAAAGGUCACCUCGGCAUGCAUCCCAGCUCCCACCAAUGAUCUGCAGCGUCGAGGGACCGCUCCUUCUCGACACAUCCAGCACCUGGGCUCCACCAAGUCUCUGACCUACACCAAACAGAGGAACACCCUGCCAAGGAGCUUCAGUGUGGACCGUGUGAUGGAGAGAGUCAUGGAGCGCCACUACGACUUCGACCUGACCUACAUCACCGAGAGGAUCAUCUCUGUGUUCUUCCCCCCGAAGCUGGAGGAGCAGAGGUACCGCGUGAACCUGAAGGAGGUGGCGGCCAUGCUGAAGUCCAAACACCAGGACAAGUUUCUGCUCCUGAACCUCUCCGAGAGGCGUCACGAUAUCACACGACUAUACACGAAGGUUUACGAUUUUGGCUGGCCAGACCUCCAUGCCCCACCGCUGGAUAAGAUCUGUGCCAUAUGUAAGGCCAUGGAGACGUGGCUGACCUCUGACCCCCAGCACGUGGUGGUCCUGCACUGCAAGGUUAGAGUUCGCUGCCAUGUUGUUUUUUUUCCCUAGACAGAUGCCCCACUG
Molecule: messenger RNA, 687 nt
Organism: Notothenia coriiceps (black rockcod)
Lineage: Eukaryota; Metazoa; Chordata; Actinopteri; Perciformes; Nototheniidae
Product: tensin-like C1 domain-containing phosphatase
Exons: 8
Coding region: 301-672 (123 amino acids)
Biological process (GO): peptidyl-tyrosine dephosphorylation
Cellular component (GO): focal adhesion
Molecular function (GO): protein tyrosine phosphatase activity
Source: RefSeq, a predicted model, not a curated record